Pseudophryne corroboree (corroboree frog) is the source of this 1776-nucleotide messenger RNA. Its product is annotated as putative nuclease HARBI1. Bases 45 to 1007 code for a protein of 320 amino acids. NCBI's taxonomy places the organism in Eukaryota, Metazoa, Chordata, Amphibia, Anura, Myobatrachidae. The record is from RefSeq and is a predicted model, not a curated record. The transcript is spliced from 5 exons.
GUGCUAGGCCACCAAUUUUCAGAACCCGUGUCAUACUUUUUGGGAUGCCAGAUGAUGUGGUGGUGCGUAGAUACCGGCUGCCACCACAUCUAAUCCUAGACACUCUCUCCAUAAUAGAGAGUGAUCUGGAGUCUGAAAUUCGGUAUCCUACAGCAAUACCACCAUUGACACAAUUCCUUGCAGUGUUACAUUUUUUGGCCACAGGAUCAUUCCAGCAUGUGGUUGGAGACCUGGUUGGCAUGUCGCAGGGCCAGUUCAGUAAGGUCCUGCGACGUGUCUGCCAGGCUUUCCUCAAGCGUGUUAAGCAAUUUAUUGCUAUGCCUUUGGAUGUUGGUGCCCUAGAUGUGGUGAAGCGGCAAUUUGCGGAAGGUGGUAGUCGCUUCCCACAUGUUAUUGGGGUUGUGGAUGGCACACAUGUAGCUAUUCAGCCACCAAAACAUAAUGAAGAAAUUUUUAGAAACAGGAAACUGUUUCAUUCUCUGAAUGUAAUGGUUGUUUGUGGGCCAUCCCUCCAGAUCCUUUCCCUGAACGCAAAGUUUACUGGAAGUUCCCAUGAUGCGUAUGUCAUUAGACAAUCAGGGAUAUGGCAGAGAUUAAGAUCAAGUCAACGACCAGACAUGUGGUUAUUGGGAGACCGUGGAUAUCCUUGCACCCCCUGGCUCAUGACUCCUUACCGUAAUCCCAGGCCAGGACCACAGAUGGCAUUUAACUCCGCGCUUACUGCCACUAGGCAGCUGGUGGAGCGCACAAUUGGUGUCCUGAAAGGGCGGUUUCGUGUGCUCCACCGCACUGGUGGCGACAUCAUGUAUUCGCCGGAGAUGGCAAGUAAAAUAGUGGUCCUGUGCGCAAUACUCCAUAAUAUCGCGGUAAGGAGUAGUGUAGAGCUUCCUCAGGCAGAGGAAUUGCCUGAUGAGGAGCCAGGGGUUGUGCCACGCUUCGGUGGGGGGAGUGUGACACGGAGGGGGAGCCAAGUGAGGGCAAGAAUUGUAGCAGAAUAUUUCAGCUGAAUGAUCACACGAACUGUGGACAACAACAACGGCAAAACUCCCCACCCCCUUCCCCUUCUCACUCCCCCUCCCCUUCUCACUCCCCCUCCCCUUCUCACUCCCCCUCCCUUCUCACUCCCCCUCCCCUUCUCACUCCCCCUCAGCUUCCCAGUCCCCCUCAGCUUCCCAGUCCACCUCAGCUUCCCAGUCCCCCUCAUCUUCCCAGGCCCCAUCAGCUUCCCUGGCCCACUCCACUUUCCAUUCCCCUUCUCACCACACCUCUCCAUCUCUUUCUGGGACCCCUUCUCCUCCUUCCCAUACCCCUUCUCCUUCAAAAUCAACAUCACAAUCUGAACCACCCUCACCCUCUAUUGCUUUAACUUUUUCUCCGCCCCCCUCGCCCUCUCAAUCAGACCCCCCCUCUGAAAUUGCGGACCAAAUCCAGCCUCCUUCCCCCAUCCAGCCUCCUUCCCCAAUCCCUCCUCCUUCCCCAAUCCCUCCUCCUUCCCCAAUCCCUCCUCCUUCCCCCAUCCAGCCGCCUUCCCCCAUCCAGCCAACAUCCCCACCAAGUGAAUGGGCAGAGGAAGCCCCUGCAGAACGUUCCGGGAGUCUGGAUGUUGCCGUGGAAAAUGUUGCAGUUGGAGAUCCCACAAGUUUUUCAGGGAUACUUUACACCAUGCGCCAACACCUGCAAGGAAUGAUGGAUUGUGUGGACCAUUUGCAAAAAUUUGCUUGAGUUUUAUUCUUUGAUUUAAAAAUAAAAAAAAUUAUUAACAAAUAAAAAAAUAAA